This is a messenger RNA of Megalops cyprinoides (Indo-Pacific tarpon), 3770 nucleotides long. RefSeq names its product ubiquitin specific peptidase 7 (herpes virus-associated) (gene usp7). Gene Ontology annotation, molecular function: cysteine-type endopeptidase activity; cysteine-type deubiquitinase activity; protein binding. The coding region runs from base 79 to 3402 and encodes 1107 amino acids. Lineage: Eukaryota; Metazoa; Chordata; Actinopteri; Elopiformes; Megalopidae. Gene Ontology annotation, biological process: protein deubiquitination; regulation of protein stability. The transcript has 31 exons. Gene Ontology annotation, cellular component: nucleus; cytosol. The record is from RefSeq and is a predicted model, not a curated record.
UUCCCCGCGGAACCAGCGUCGGAAAAGGUCGAGGGGAGCGAAGACCACAGGCAUCCUCGCAUCGCAUUAGCUGCCAACAUGAACAACCACCAUCACACCCAGCAGCAGCAGCAGAAAGCCGGCGAGCAGCAGCUCAGCGAGCCCGAGGAUAUGGAGAUGGAAGCGGGUGACACAGAUGAUCCCCCGAGAAUCACUCCAAAUCCGGUCAUCAAUGGGAACGUGGCCAUGGCUGACGGACACAACAACACAGAGGAAGACAUGGAGGACGACACCAGCUGGCGGUCGGAGGCCACGUUCCGCUUUGUGGUGGAGCGCUUCAGCCGGCUGGGCGAGUCGGUGCUGAGCCCCUCCUGCUUCGUGCGCAACCUGCCCUGGAAGAUCAUGGUGAUGCCCCGCUUCUACCCCGACAGGCCUCAUCAGAAGAGCGUGGGUUUCUUCCUGCAGUGCAACGCUGAGUCCGAUUCCACGUCGUGGUCGUGCCACGCCCAGGCGAUGCUUAAAAUCAUCAACUACAAAGACGAUGAGAAGUCCUUCAGCCGCCGGAUCAGCCACCUGUUCUUCCACAAGGAGAACGACUGGGGCUUCUCCAACUUCAUGUCCUGGAGUGAUGUGACGGAUCCAGAGAGGGGAUUCAUCGAAGACGACAAGGUCUCCUUCGAAGUCUACGUCCAGGCCGACGCCCCUCACGGCGUGGCGUGGGACUCGAAGAAACACACCGGCUAUGUUGGCUUGAAAAACCAAGGAGCCACGUGUUACAUGAACAGUUUAUUACAGACGCUGUUCUUCACCAAUCAGCUUCGCCGGGCGGUCUACAUGAUGCCGACAGAAGGGGACGAUUCUUCAAAAAGUGUCCCCCUGGCUCUCCAGAGGGUAUUCUACGAGCUCCAGCACAGCGACAAGCCAGUGGGCACCAAGAAGCUGACCAAGUCUUUCGGGUGGGAAACACUAGACAGCUUCAUGCAGCAUGAUGUACAGGAGCUAUGCAGGGUGCUUCUCGACAACGUGGAGAACAAGAUGAAAGGGACAUGUGUGGAAGGUACCAUCCCGAAGCUCUUCAGGGGGAAGAUGGUGUCCUAUAUCCAGUGUAAGCACGUAGACUACAGGUCCGAGCGAAUAGAAGAUUACUAUGACAUCCAGCUGAGCAUAAAAGGAAAGAAAAACAUUUUUGAGUCCUUCAAAGACUACGUGGCAGUGGAGCAGCUGGACGGGGACAACAAGUACGACGCCGGAGAGCACGGCCUACAGGAAGCGGAAAAGGGGGUGAAGUUCCUGACGUUUCCACCCAUCCUGCACCUGCAGCUCAUGCGAUUCAUGUACGACCCACAGACCGACCAAAACAUCAAGAUCAACGACAGGUUUGAGUUUCCCGAACAGUUACCUCUGGACGAGUUCCUGCAGAAGCCAGACGUCAAGGACCCCGCCAACUACAUCCUCCACGCCGUGCUGGUGCAUAGCGGGGACAACCACGGCGGCCACUAUGUCGUCUAUCUCAACCCGAAAGGAGACGGCAAAGUGAGUGUCAAGGAACCAAUAUGGUGCAAAUUCGACGAUGAUGUGGUGUCCAGGUGUACGAAAGAGGAGGCGAUCGAACACAACUACGGCGGGCACGACGACGACCUGUCCGUGCGUCACUGUACAAACGCCUACAUGCUGGUGUACAUUAGAGAAUCAAAGCUCAGCGAAGUGCUGCAGCCCGUCACAGACCUGGACAUCCCCCAGCAGCUGGUGGAGCGGCUGCAGGAGGAGAAGAGGGUGGAGGCGCAGAAGAGGAAGGAGCGCCAGGAGGCCCACCUCUACAUGCAAGUACAGAUUGUGACGGAAGACCAGUUCUGCGGGCACCAGGGCAACGACAUGUACGACGAGGAGAAGGUGAAGUACACCGUGUUCAAGGUGCUGAAGAGCUCCACGCUGGCUGAGUUCGUCCAGAACCUCUCCCAGACCAUGGAUCAGAUCCGGCUGUGGCCGAUGCAGGCGCGGAGCAACGGCACGAAGAGGCCCGCCAUGCUGGACUACGAGGCCGACUGCAGCAAGUCGAUGAUCGACUUGAGCGACAACGAAAACCCCUGGACAAUAUUUCUGGAAACAGUAGAUCCAGAGAUGGCCGCCAGCGGGGCAACAUUACCCAAGUUCGACAAAGACCAUGAUGUGAUGCUGUUCUUGAAGAUGUACGAUCCAAAAACAAGAAGCUUAAAUUAUUGUGGACAUAUCUACACGCCUAUAUCCUGUAAAAUACGAGACUUGCUGCCAGUCAUGUGUGAAAGAGCUGGAUUUCAGCAAGGAACUAGCCUUAUCCUCUAUGAGGAAGUUAAACCGAAUUUAACAGAGCGGAUCCAAGACUACGACGUCUCCCUGGACAAGGCUCUGGAUGAGCUCAUGGAUGGAGACAUCAUCGUGUUUCAGAAGGACGACCCCGAGAACGACACGAGCGAGCUGCCGACCGCGAAAGACUACUUCAGAGACCUGUACCACCGGGUGGACGUCAUCUUCUGCGACAAGACGAUCCACAACGACCCCGGCUUUGUAGUGACACUGUCGAACAGGAUGAACUACUUCCAGGUGGCAAAGACUGUUGCGCAGAGGCUAAACACCGACCCGAUGCUCCUGCAGUUCUUCAAAUCGCAAGGGUACAGGGACGGCCCCGGUAACCCUCUCAGGCACAACUACGAAGGCACUCUCAGAGACCUGCUGCAGUUCUUCAAGCCCCGGCAGCCGAAGAAGCUCUACUACCAGCAGCUGAAGAUGAAGAUCACAGAUUUCGAGAACAGGAGGAGUUUCAAAUCCAUAUGGUUGAACAGUCAGUUUCGGGAAGAGGAGAUAACACUAUACCCCGACAAGCAUGGCUGUGUGGGUGACCUGCUGGAGGAAUGUAAAAAGGCUGUGGAGCUGUCUGACAAAGGUUCAGAGAAGCUCAGGCUUUUAGAAAUUGUUAGCUACAAAAUCAUUGGGGUUCACCAAGAGGAUGAACUGCUUGAAUGUUUAUCUCCUGCCGCAAGUCGAACGUUCAGAAUAGAGGAAAUCCCUCUGGACCAGGUUGACCUGGACAAGGAGAACGAGAUGCUAAUUCCUGUCGCGCAUUUCCAUAAGGAGGUCUUCGGGACUUUCGGGAUCCCGUUCUUGCUGAAGAUCCGACAGGGGGAGCCCUUCAGGGAGGUUAUGAGAAGAAUCCAGACCAUGCUUGACAUCCAGGAGAAGGAAUUUGAAAAGUUUAAGUUCGCAAUUGUGAUGAUGGGUCGGCAUCAGUACAUCAACGAAGAGGAAUAUGAAGUAAAUUUGAAAGACUUUGAGCCACAGCCAGGAAACAUGUCCCAUCCCAGGCCUUGGUUGGGACUCGAUCAUUUCAACAAGGCUCCAAAGAGAGGUCGCUACACUUACCUGGAAAAAGCGAUCAAGAUCCACAACUGAUGUGUUCAAACCUAACACCGACCGUACUAAAGACUUUAACCAAACCUCUCGUGUGCACCGCUUUUAACAACCGCAGCGUCUGGGUACACACGCCCCCGUUUAUGAAGUCCUCAGCAAAUGGAUUUGCUGCUGAUCCUUUUUUUUUUUCUUUUCUUUUUUUUUUUUUGUUGGGGAUGAGGCUGUUCAGUGUGGCUUCUCUGUAACUAUAGACUGCCUAUUUGGGUCCGGAUGAAUGAAUUUGGAUUUUAAGAGCGCAGGCCGAGAGGACAGCGAAAACUCGUAGGCGUUCUUUUCUUUUUUUUUCUUCCUUGUUUUGUUUUAAAAAAAAAAAAAAAAAAAAAGAAUUGUUACGGCGAGAAAGCUGCUGC